Molecule: messenger RNA, 1803 nt
Organism: Zingiber officinale
Lineage: Eukaryota; Viridiplantae; Streptophyta; Magnoliopsida; Zingiberales; Zingiberaceae
Product: probable monogalactosyldiacylglycerol synthase 1, chloroplastic
Exons: 8
Coding region: 74-1624 (516 amino acids)
Biological process (GO): glycolipid biosynthetic process
Molecular function (GO): hexosyltransferase activity
Source: RefSeq, a predicted model, not a curated record
AGUGUAAAAAACAAAACGCACGCACCGUAAAUCGACUAAAACUAAUCCCCUCGCCGUCCCCCAAUCUGCCCUCAUGCCGCCGUCUGCCGUCGCUCAAGAUCCCUCCAAUCUCCUCCAUCUCGGCCUCCCCCUCUACCUCGAAUCGUUCCUCUCCCUGCUCCCUGCCACCGACUCUUCCGCGCGCCUCAACUCCUCUUGCGCUGUCCGCCGCCUGUCCGCCAGAGCCGCGCUCUGCGCGGCCGUAUCUUCCCAGCCGCCCUCCAAGCUCCACCGACUCUGGAGCGAGUUCAACCGGUUCGUGCAGACCCACUGCGAGCGCCGCGCGGCUAUUGGGCUUGCCUCGCUCGGCCUCUCGAGUGAGGCGAACCGGCUCGACAUUGACGACCCUGGAGUGGUGGAGGAUGAUGAAGAUCCAUUGAAAGGGGUGGUGAAGGGUGAGAAGCGGAAGAAAGUUUUGAUCUUGAUGAGCGACACCGGCGGCGGUCAUAGGGCGUCGGCCGAGGCCAUUAAAGCUGCCUUCAACGAAGAGUUCGGGGACGAGUAUCAGGUGUUUGUGACGGAUUUGUGGACAGAACACACACCCUGGCCGUUUAACCAACUUCCUAGGAGCUAUAACUUCUUGGUGAAGCAUGGUGCCUUGUGGAAAAUGACAUACUACAGCAGCGCCCCUCGUUUGGUGCAUCAACCACACUUUGCAGCAACUUCUACGUUUAUAGCUAGAGAAGUUGCAAAAGGGCUAAUGAAGUACCAACCGGAUAUUAUUAUUAGUGUACAUCCAUUAAUGCAACAUGUUCCCCUUAGAAUCUUGAGGUCAAGAGGUCUUUUGAAAAAGAUCAUCUUUACCACUGUUGUGACAGAUCUAAGCACAUGCCAUCCAACAUGGUUCCAUAGGCUUGUAACAAGAUGCUAUUGCCCUUCUUCUGAAGUGGCAAAGAGGGCAUUAAAAGCAGGACUUCAGCCUUCCCAGAUCAAGAUCUAUGGACUUCCUGUGCGCCCUUCAUUUGUUAAGCCAGUGCGAUCGAAGGUUGAAUUAAGAAAAGAGUUAGGAAUGGUUGAGGAUUUACCUGCUGUUCUAUUGAUGGGAGGUGGAGAAGGAAUGGGUCCUAUUGAGGCUACUGCUAGAGCUCUUAGUGAUUCAUUGUACAAUGAAAAUGUUGAAGAGCCUAUUGGCCAGAUACUCAUAAUAUGUGGCCGUAACAGAAAACUAGCUGAUAGAUUGCAGUCAAUUGACUGGAAGGUUCCUGUUCAGGUAAAAGGUUUUGUCACUAAGAUGGAAGAAUGCAUGGGUGCAUGUGACUGCAUAAUUUCAAAGGCAGGGCCAGGAACAAUUGUAGAAGCCAUGAUUCGAGGACUGCCUAUUAUUCUGAAUGGAUAUAUUGCAGGGCAAGAAGUCGGUAAUGUUCCUUAUGUCGUGGAUAAUGGAUGUGGGAAGUUCUCAAAAUCUCCCAAAGAGAUAGCAAAGAUAGUUGCCCAGUGGUUUGGUCCAAAAUCUGACGAACUCAGGGCCAUGUCUCAGAAUGCUUUAAAGCUAGCUCGUCCAGAUGCCGUCUUCAAAAUUGUUCGGGAUCUACAUGAGUUGAUUAGAGAGAGGAGUCUUGUGAAGCAAUAUUCUUGCACAGCUUGAAUGAGCAUGAAUCCUGCAAAUUUUGAUUCAUUUCUGCAAAUUCCUGUCACAGAUUGAAUUUCUACUCGACCGAUGCAAUUGUGGUUGUUGUUGAAAUUAAAGGACAAAGGUUCGAUCUAGAUAGUAACGUAUAAAUUUUUGCCACCUCAAGCAUUUGUUGAUCUGAGCUAUAGUAUCCA